GUCAACAAGGAGGAUUUGGAAAAACAUCCUAUUGGGAGAUUAACAAGGACAGAGCCCCGGUCCUUCUCUGUGCAUGUGUGAGUGCUUUUGCGUGCAGGAGAGAAAGAAAAAAGGAAAGAAAGAGAGAGAGAGAGGGAGGGACAGACAGACAGGACAUCCCAGCGUGUGACAGAUGGAGGAGGGAGGUGGGGGUGAGGAGCCUGGUAGGAGGCUGGCAUGUUUUCCCAUCUAAACCGGUGACAAAGUGGCGAGCAGCGUCUCCCCGGAGCAGAGGAGAUCACAGCCGCCGCACGGAGACGGACGUGGAGCGGGAGGAGAGCCGAGCGCCGCGCAGCCUGCAGCCGCCAGAGCCACAGCAUCGGGGCGGGGAUCAGAACCGGGCCACGUCGGAGGGAGCGACGUUUUCUUCUUCUUUUUUUUCAACCCCCUCCCUUUUUAAACCCGGUGAACGGGCAGCGAUCUUGACUCUGUGCCCCUGCUGUGAUUUGACGGUAGGGCGCGUCGUCUGCCGCACUUCCUUCCUACUCCUCCUCCGGAUCGGCAGAGAUGGGCGUGACUUCUCCCCCGCUGCUGCUGAUAUGCGUAUACCUGACGGCGGUCGGCCGGGCGCGCUCCGAGGGCGUCUGCCUCCAGGAUGGCAAGCACAAGGCCGCGCCCAGCGCGGAGCCACGCCUGUCCGAGUGCGGGCUUUACCGCGACAACAGCUGCUGCACUGAGGGAGACAUCCAGGAUAUUGCCUAUGUUCCAUCUGACAGCAAUAAGAACGAACCCUGGGACAAAUGUGGCCCUCUGAGCUCAGAGUGCGAGGGCUAUCUGAAGCGCGUGUCGUGCUUUUACCGCUGCUCCCCUGACGCCUCCCGCUGGCCUCAUCCUCACCGCCGCUCGUACAUCCAGGCGGUGCCGCUCUGCCACAGCUUCUGCCGUGACUGGUUCGAUGCCUGCAGGACGGACAUGACGUGUGCUCGCAACUGGGCCAGAGACCCCCGGGGCCAGAACUGCACCGGGACCUGCGUUCAGUAUCAGCAGAUGUAUCAGCACGGCAGGGAUCUCUGCGAGAGCCUGUGGGGCGACGCCUUCAUGACGGUGGAGGACGACCAGCAGGAGGCGGGAGAGAACGGGGCGGAGGGCCGACCCUGCGGCUGCCUCACCCUCAGCCCCUCGGACAAGGACGUGAUCGCGGCGCUGCGGGCCCAGCAGGACGACCCGGAGGAGCUGGACACCACCAAGGCCGGCCUGCCGCAGUACCGGGCUCCCUGCCAGGCCAAGAUGCCGGCGCCGGCCAAGAGCGGCCGGAGGGCGAACUCCGUCCUGCGGAAACGCUCGGUGGAGAUCGACGACGUGGAGGGGAGCGGGAGCGGUCUGUAGGUCCUGUUCGGUAAAGCCGUGUCACUUAGUGUCCGAUGCGUAAUGCUAAAUAAAAGGCCUAACUUUGUCCCUCUAAAAUAAAAAAACAACAACAAAAAUGACCACAUGGGCGUACAUAUUGACAGCGGCGGGUCAGGGGCCGCCGGAGAUCCAGGAAUAAAAAGAACUAAGUUUGUGAGAAAAAAAACUCUGAAAUUUUGAGAUCAAGCUCAGAAAAUUUCUAGAAAAAAAAAAAAAAAACUUUGACAUUUCGGAGCUCCAGAAGUUUGACAUUUGUGUGGAGACUUUUUUUUCUUUUUUAGACAUAUUUAGGUUAUUUUCACAUAUUCUAGAAAAAAAAAAACGAUGUCUCUGAUUUAGCAAAGUCGAAAUGUUUUUUCACAAGUCCAAAAUGUUUGACCUUUCGAGCCCAGAAAACUCCCAAGUUUUUCCUCCAAAACAAUGGAUUCUUUUUUCCUCACAAAUUUUUGACUUUUCAAGCGCCAAAAUUUCCCUGUAACUUCUGAGUUUAAUGUGAACGUUUCCUUUUUUUUUUCCUUCUGGCAAAUCUUUUGGCUUUUUGAGCUCAGAAAUUGUUUUACGCUUCUUCCUAUAACAUUUCUGAGAUGAAUCUAAUAAUGUGAGUUCUGUCUCGCAAAUUUACUCUUUUUUCUCGUUUCUGUCUCUACGAUGACCCUGAGAAGCCUCCGUAGAUACCUUUAGGGAUGAAAGGCGAACGUCAAAAUACUGCAAAUGCUUUGGCGUCGUCGACAAGUUGUUGGGCAACCAGCCGUGUUCUGCAUAGAAACAGCAUCACAACAUCUGUAGGGAUCCAACGUGUCGUCCUUCUACAUCAGGUCGUUUCCCCUAUAAACGUGUUGAAAGCAUAAUUUCCCAGCCUAUGAAUCUCCGUUCUUCUGUUCUGUGCAGUCUCCUCGUCAUUCAGUAGUAGAAACACUUAGCGCGAUCAUUAUUAUGAAUGUAAUCUAAUGUUUUCUCUUCUUUCUUCCGGCCUGAUCGUGGGCAGGUAGUUGGGAUGCGCUUGGCGGCGUUUGCGCCACACAGAGCCGGCGCUGGUAGCUUCACCACUGAUGUUCUUGCGAGUCCUUUCUUUUAUAAUUCUGUGUGGAGUAAACGUACCGUUAGCUGUAAAUGUUUUGUAAAAAAGAAAAUCUGGUUGGUCUGGCGUACGGUGAGCUUGUUGAAAUUGGUGUUUUUGUGUUGUUCUCUUUACGUCCUCAAUAAAGACGACCAUUGUAAGGAA
Molecule: messenger RNA, 2608 nt
Organism: Poeciliopsis prolifica (blackstripe livebearer)
Lineage: Eukaryota; Metazoa; Chordata; Actinopteri; Cyprinodontiformes; Poeciliidae
Gene: rtbdn
Product: retbindin
Exons: 6
Coding region: 547-1365 (272 amino acids)
Cellular component (GO): external side of plasma membrane
Molecular function (GO): riboflavin binding; signaling receptor activity; riboflavin transmembrane transporter activity
Source: RefSeq, a predicted model, not a curated record